Hemibagrus wyckioides is the source of this 1731-nucleotide messenger RNA. It is a transcript of the gene ift27, whose product is annotated as intraflagellar transport 27 homolog (Chlamydomonas). The transcript has 7 exons. Gene Ontology annotation, molecular function: GTP binding; GTPase activity. Gene Ontology annotation, cellular component: Golgi apparatus. The record is from RefSeq and is a predicted model, not a curated record. The coding region runs from base 144 to 704 and encodes 186 amino acids. Lineage: Eukaryota; Metazoa; Chordata; Actinopteri; Siluriformes; Bagridae.
UGCAGCUGUCCCGGGGAGGAGGGAAAAGAAAACAACUCGGGUUAAACUCUCUUAGAAUUCGGUUUUAAUAAUAAUAAUCAUCCAGUUUUUAUAUAAAGCAAUAUAUAUAUAGAUUUACAGUUUAUUACAGUAUUAUUUGCGCCAUGGUGAAAUUACGAGCAAGGUGUAUUCUUGUCGGAGAUGCAGCGGUAGGAAAGAGCGCCUUGUCUCAGAUGUUCAGCAGUGAUGGUUCCCACAUCCAGAAGAACUACAGCAUGACUGCUGGUGUGGAGCUGCUGGUGAAGUCAGUGAACAUUCCAGAAACUAGCGACAGUGUGGAGCUAUAUAUCUUUGACUCUGCAGGACGUGAAACUUUUGUGGAGACAUGUGAGAAAAUGUGGGGGCAGCCGUCAGUGGUGUGCGUGGUGUUUGAGAUCAGCAGCCUGGACUCGUUCAAAAGUUGCAGCCGCUGGCUAGAGAGAGUCCGAGCUCACUGCAACGGACUGCAGUUACCAGGUGUGUUAGUGGGGAAUAAGUCGGACCUGGCAUCGAGAAGAGAGGUGGAGACAUCCGUGGCACAGGAGUGGGCACAGGAACAAGGUCUUCAGUACCAUGAGACCUCCGCUAAGGAGAUGGAGAACUGCGAUGCUCCCUUUCUGAGUUUAGCUCAAGCCUUUUAUGCUCUGUAUCAGGACCGGAGGCAGAUGAUACAAAGGCUCGGUUAGGACACCACAGAGACUGACAGCCUCUGAUGGCCUGUUUUCUAGCUAAUGUGUACAUACACUACAUUGCCAAAAGUUUUGGGACACCCCUCCAAAUCACUAAAUUCAGGGGUUGGGCUUUGCCCCUUAGUUCCAGUGAAAGGAACUCUUAAUGCUUCAGCAUACCAAGACAUUUUGGACAAUUUCAUGCUCCCAACUUUGUGGGGACAGUUUGGGGAUGACCCCUUCCUGUUCCAACAUGACUGCACAUCAGUGCACAAAUCAAGGUCCAUAAAGACAUGGAUGAGCGAGUUUGUUGUGGAGUGUAUUUAUUUAUACAAUCAUUAAUUAAUCUCACGUUUCUUUUUUAUUCUUCAAUUUAAAUCCAACUUGACAGCAUUUCCUUACUGUAUCAUACAAUGGCACUUAUAAUGCUUUACAUGGAUAAAUAUUUCUGGAUGCCUGACCAUCACAGCCUUCCCAAAUAUUCCACAAAUAACAAAAUUGGAAGCACAUUUCUGUGAAGACAUUGUUUGCCAAGUUUGGAUUGGACCUCAACUCCCCACUGAACACCUUUCUGAUGAAUUUGAAUAGCAAAAGGUCUCUUCAUCGCUUGUUCUCACUAGUGCUUUUGCUGCUGGAUAGGGAAAAAACCCCACAGCAAUGUUUCCCAGAGGUGGAGUGAGGGGGUAAAGCUGGAAAAAGAUGUUUGAAAAGUACAUAUCGGAUUGAUGGUCAGGUGUCUCUACAAAUAGUGUACUUUGGCCAUAUAAUGUAUCUAGUCAAUCUCCCUCGACUCUAUUAUUUGUCCAAUAUCAUUUAAACUUCCAUUUCUAUGGCGAUGAUUCACCAGUUUAUCUCAGCAUGAAACCGUCUGCUCCAAUCCCUCCUCCUGCCUACUGCAAAGCAAAUGCUGGAUGACUUUAAACUUUCUCCGACUGAACUAUGACAAGACAGAGAUGGUAUUAUAGUAACUCCUUCCACUGCAGUUCAAAAUCGUCUUUGACACAAUGCUCCCUUUUCAGUCUGAAAUAAAUUCUUCACAAUAUUG